AAACACUCAAUGCCUCCCGUCCUCUCCUCCUCUCCUCCUCCCUUCGUGUCGUGCUUUUACGCCCUCCUUUUCCUCCAAACACACGAACCGCAAGUAACACCGGCAGCUUUAACUAUUGUCACACUGUCACCGGAGGAGGCACGUCACAUGAAGCCAUAAUAAUCCGGAAUAACGGGACAAAACAGCGAGAUCUGCCAGGGGACGGUGAAUCGACAGAAAUCCCAAAUACAAAAACACUCUGCAAAGACGUGUACUCUUGACGCCUUAAACACUGAAGAAGUUCAGGGAGCCAGAUAAAUGGCUGACAAACAGAUCAGUUUGCCUGCCAAGCUAAUAAACGGCGGUGUGGCGGGACUGAUCGGCGUUACCUGCGUGUUUCCCAUCGAUCUGGCCAAAACCCGCCUUCAGAACCAGCAGAAUGGAUCGCGCCUCUAUACCAGCAUGUCAGACUGCCUUAUUAAGACCAUCCGCUCAGAAGGAUACUUCGGCAUGUACAGAGGUGCGGCGGUGAACCUGACUCUCGUCACUCCUGAAAAAGCCAUCAAGCUGGCGGCAAAUGAUUUCUUCAGAUUUCACCUCUCUAAGGACGGGCAGAAACUCACUCUACUGCGAGAGAUGCUGGCCGGCUGCGGGGCGGGAACAUGUCAGGUCAUCAUUACAACACCAAUGGAGAUGCUGAAGAUUCAGCUGCAAGAUGCCGGAAGAAUUGCGGCCCAGAGGAAGCUCAUGCCUCAGGCUGUGACCCCCGUGGAGGUGAAGUCCCAAACAGCUAUGCAACUCACCAGACAAUUACUAAAGGAAAAGGGCAUCGCGGGUCUUUACAAGGGCCUGGGAGCCACGCUGCUCAGGGAUGUCCCGUUUUCUAUCAUUUACUUCCCUCUGUUUGCUAAUCUGAAUGAUCUGGGGAAGAGAGGAGUCGAGGGUCCCGCUCCCUUCUACGUCUCCUUCUUAUCGGGCUGCAUUGCGGGCAGCACAGCGGCCGUCGCCGUCAACCCUGUAGAUGUGAUAAAGACCAGGCUACAGUCGCUGACACGAGGGAGUCAAGAGGACACUUACAGCGGGGUGACCGACUGCAUCAGGAAGAUUCUUCGCAACGAAGGUCCCGCCGCUUUCCUGAAGGGGGCGUACUGUCGAGCUCUCGUCAUCGCGCCGCUCUUCGGCAUCGCUCAGGUGGUUUACUUCCUCGGCGUGGGCGAACUCAUCUUGAGCUACCUGCCCAAACGAAACAACUAGCCACCCAUCCCAUCAUGCAUUGCACCAGUCGGUUCCCCGCCCCCGCACAUUAUCCCGAAAGAUCAAAGCGUAACGUGGGGCCAGUCUGACUGAUUUUAAUCGUUUGUUGUUGUGCCGUUUUUGUUCAAAGCGCCGUGUGUUUUGAUCUGAAUGUGGUGCUUUUAGUAAUGAGCGUAACGUGAGAUUAUGUUUGCCAAGCUGCCUGUUUUUUAGUUUUUUGUCUCACGCCGAGACUAAAUCAUGUUCUUUUACGAGCGUUUAAUCGUUGAGCCAUCGUCCGAUCACUGAUAUUUAAAGCGUAAAAUCAACACUUUGAAUGGUAGAGCUCUUGUUAAUUAUGUACUGAAAUAUCAAACAAACAUGAAGCUCUUUCUGGAACAGGAGGACAUGUCAUGUUGAUUAGUUUGACCUUUAUAUUAGCUGCUUCCGUCUUUCUGACGACCAAAUCUGAAUGACCUUGAGGAAAAGUGUGAGCUGAGAGAAGCAUAUCUCUGUGCCCUAUCAAGGCUUUAUUCGGCGUGUGUUUCAAAAUGACAAGUCGCCUCUGGAGGUUAAUUCAAUUUAAUUUCUCAGAAAAGCUGAGAGAGACAUAUCUGUGAAUAUUAGACUUGAAAGCAUCUCUCAAAUUGACUGAAUCAAAAUGUAAAUGCCUCCAACCAGGCCAUUAAAACUUCUGGAAAGUUCCCAGACUUUAGGAGAUAAUCAUUAUAGAUUAUGAGAUUCAUUUUCCAUGGCCAGAGGACAAAGAAAAUUAAUGCAAAUGAUUUUUCUUUUUGGCCGAUUCGACUCCAAUUGCUGCUGUUUCACUACUUAGCAUUAGCAUUAGAUAUGGUCUUAAACCUCAUUAAAACACGAUUGUAGAUGGUUUGAAGUUUAAUACAUUUUGGGGAUGGCAAGUUGUUUUUCUUCAGUUAGGACGGGACACAUCAUACAAAGUGUGCAGUCAUGCUGAACAUACAAGCAGUUCUUACCAGCGUUGUUAUUAAUUACAACUAUUAUAAAACAUAUUGUUAUAAAGUGAAGCUGAAAUAAUAGAAAACAGAAAACUUUUACUAAAUGAAAAUGAGACAUGUUUGGAAUUAGU
Molecule: messenger RNA, 2317 nt
Organism: Carassius auratus (goldfish)
Lineage: Eukaryota; Metazoa; Chordata; Actinopteri; Cypriniformes; Cyprinidae
Product: mitochondrial glutamate carrier 1-like
Exons: 11
Coding region: 298-1233 (311 amino acids)
Biological process (GO): aspartate transmembrane transport; malate-aspartate shuttle; L-glutamate transmembrane transport
Molecular function (GO): L-glutamate transmembrane transporter activity; L-aspartate transmembrane transporter activity
Source: RefSeq, a predicted model, not a curated record